AUGCUCCUAAGCAUUGAACUCAAUUUGCAUUGGCGCGAUCGUAGACGGCCGAAACGUCAGCGUAAUCGAUUCGAAGAAGCCCGUAUCGUAGCGUACACGGCCCGCGCCGCGGUGUCUCAACGCGAGGAGGAAAAAAUGAACGUCGCCAACCAUCUUAAAGACUUGGGAACGGCCGAGGGAUAUGUGAAGGAUCUCUUUCUUCACACACUUCCCACGUGCACCUCUCGU
This is a messenger RNA of Iphiclides podalirius (scarce swallowtail), 228 nucleotides long. NCBI's taxonomy places the organism in Eukaryota, Metazoa, Arthropoda, Insecta, Lepidoptera, Papilionidae. The record is from the annotation of a GenBank genome assembly.